This is a messenger RNA of Cercospora beticola, 1701 nucleotides long. The record is from RefSeq and is a predicted model, not a curated record. Lineage: Eukaryota; Fungi; Ascomycota; Dothideomycetes; Mycosphaerellales; Mycosphaerellaceae.
AUGGUCAAGCUUCCUGAGCACCAUGUAUUGAACUACUUUUAUGACAAUGACGGCGGAUGUGCGCUGACGACGUUGGUGCAUCACGAGCGGUAUCAUGUCAUCGUGGAUCCAAAGGACUUGAAAGAUCGAUCAAAGGCCGGCAAGAAAAUCAGAGAGCGAUACCAGCGAUUGUUGCAGCAAGUCCAAGCUGAAGCUUCUGGCGAAGAUGCCACACAUCAGACUGCUCCGCUUUUCGUCCAGGAAGACGAGGACGAAGAGGACGCAUCCGACGACAAGGACAGCGGUGUCGACGUGAGCAGUCGGUCAGCGAGCACUGACGCAAGCGAGGACGAGAAUGAGCACGAUGUCGGCCCGCCGGAAGCGCUACAAAGAUGGAUGCUUCGACCUCUGGCCUCGACAUUCAAGUCCAAUGCACCCAAGCAGAAGGCCGCAAAGAAGCAUCGAACAGUUCAGGAGUGGUUCCAUUGCCCUACGCACUAUUACCACCUCACAAUCUCUUCGGGCAAGCUCUCUGCCGUCGAAGACUCUGCUUCCGAAUCCUUGACCAAGCGAACUGAUCAGCUCAUCCCGACCAUCAACCUUCCCAAAUAUAUUCAGAAACUCAACGUGCCCUCGUUCGCUGCGUCCGAAAUCACUGUCAUCGAUGAAGCAGAAGGCCCUGCAGAAACCCCAAUACACCCUACACUGGUCGAACACGACGGAAAACGAUAUUUUCUCAAGGCAGUCGACAAUGCACAACCCGGCCCCACAAAGCGCGAGAUUCAGAUAAUGAAGAAGUUGGAAGCCGAAGGUCUCCAGAACGAGCUUCGCGUGCCGCUGCUACGAGGUCUGGUGCACUUCGAUGACGAUAACAGUAAAUCGAAAAUGAUGGGGUUCCUCAUGGACUGUAUCGAAGAUGCUACUCCACUGACGAAGAUGCUGAGCACCGAAGUUCCAGAGGAUAAACGAAAUUCCUGGGCGCAAGAAUCAGCGCGAAUGGUAGACCUGCUGCAUCAGCAUGACAUUAUCUGGGGUGACAGCAAAGGUGAUAACUUCAUGGUGGACAAGAAUGACGAUCUGUGGAUCAUCGAUUUUGGAGGUUCGUACACGGAAGGAUGGGUCGAUCCUGAAUUGAAGGACUCCGAGGAAGGUGACAACCAAGGAGUGCGGAGGUUGGUCAAUGGGCUCAGGGAUCCGGAGAACAAUACUGUUGGUGAUGAUGAUGAAGAAUGUAAUAAUGAAAGCGAGGAGGUUGCGAAGAUGCAGCAUCAAGACGAGCAUCCUCACUCAUUGAAGCGGAAGCAUAAGAAGUCUGAGGAGGAAGAGCAGGAGGAGGCGAAUGACAGGGCGGCGAAACAGCAAAAGAGGUCUGGGGAUAAGGUUGAUGAGGAUAAGAUACCGUUUGAAGAGGGCAAGACUGUGGAAAGUAAUGUUGCUGAUGAUGAUAAUGAAGAUAUCGAGAUGGAAGAAGGAGAUGACGCAGAAGAGGAGGAUGAUGGAGCUCAAGAGUCGACCCAGGAGCAGAAAACGACGUAUUGCUAUUGCAAUGGACCCGAUUCCGGAAGAAUGCUUGCCUGUGACGGGGAGCAGUGCAAGAAAGAAUGGUUCCAUUUUGAAUGUCUGGGUUUCGAAGAAGCCCCGGAAUCAAAGAAAUGGUAUUGCGACGACUGCUUAAUCGUGGAGGAAUGGAAGUCGAUGCAUUUCAAUGUUGACCGGAAUUGA